GGGGGGCGCGCCAGCUCGUAGCAGGGGAGCGCCCGCUUCGUCGGGUCUGAGCUGGAGGUCGCCAUGGGGCGAGGCAGCGGCACCUUCGAGCGUCUCCUAGGUAACGCGUCCCCACCCGACGGCCCGGCCUUGGUCAGCCCGCAGCCUCCGCCCGGCGCUGAGUCAGCGCGGCCCCAAGGGCCCGAGGGGCGCGGACCCGUCGCCCUGCCCGCCUCUCCCCGGCCCGCUGUCCUCCCGGGCGCGGAGCCGCAGAUCCUGGACCCUCGGCGCGGCCGUGGGGUCGGCGUCCGUCGGGCGUUGGCGAACUGGGCGCUGUGAGGGUCCGCGCAGGGCGCAAGGGGCUCUCGGCGUCCUCGCUCUUACGCGGGCCUGGGCAUUCGGCCGAUUUCCCGUUGACCGACGAGCACCCGGCCGAGUGGGCCACAAGGCCUGAGUCAUGAAAGCGGGUGACUCAGUCAGAUGUUAGGCUGGCACUUGGGCUUCUGACCCAAAACAUUGGGCCUCGAAGGGUGGAGCCGGCAGUGUCCUCUCUGGGACCUUAGAGCUCUCUUGGGGGCUGCGGGUCCCGGACCCACCCUUUGUUCCCACAUUGGCUUCGGGAAGUGCCUAAUGGUUUAGGAAGGCGUUUUCUCACGUUUUUGGAGGUGAAAGCUGAUGCUGUCUGAGCCUCCUGGAAUUGACACGUUUUGGGAGGGAAACGAAUGUUGAUGUGCACGUGCCCAGCAGCCCCGUAGGGAAAAUGCGUCUUCUGUUUGGGGGUAGGCGCUUGGGUGGUCGAAUGGGCUGCCCCAAGCUUGCCUUUUUGUUAAGUAUGGUUUUCAAGGAGACUUCAAAUGAGACACUUUCCUUGCCAAGGGAACCAGCAAGCAGACUGAGUAUCUCAGCCACACAGGUAGUUCAGUGCUUCAGGGAUGAAUCCAGAGGUUAACUACUGAAUCAGUAUAGAGAGUGGACGUGGCUUGGCCUGUUAGAUCGUUUCUGUAUCCGGGAAAGGCGAUGUGGGCAGAGCUGGAGCUGCUCCCCAGAGGGGCCAGUUGUUGGAGACAGCAGUGAUGUGGUAUGAUGACAGACAAGGCGACCAGCCAGCUCCUGUUGGAGACAGAUUGGGAGUCCAUUCUGCAGAUCUGCGACCUGAUCCGCCAAGGGGACACGCAAGCAAAAUAUGCUGUGAAUUCCAUCAAGAAGAAAGUCAACGACAAGAACCCACACGUCGCCUUGUAUGCCCUGGAGGUCAUGGAGUCUGUGGUAAAGAACUGUGGCCAGACAGUUCAUGACGAGGUGGCCAACAAGCAGACCAUGGAGGAGCUGAAGGACCUGCUGAAGAGACAAGUGGAGGUAAACGUCCGUAACAAGAUCCUGUACCUGAUCCAGGCCUGGGCGCAUGCCUUCCGGAACGAGCCCAAGUACAAGGUGGUCCAGGACACCUACCAGAUCAUGAAAGUGGAGGGACACGUCUUUCCGGAAUUCAAAGAGAGCGAUGCCAUGUUUGCUGCCGAGAGAGCCCCGGACUGGGUGGACGCUGAGGAAUGCCACCGCUGCAGGGUGCAGUUCGGGGUGAUGACCCGUAAGCACCACUGCCGGGCGUGUGGGCAGAUCUUCUGCGGAAAGUGUUCUUCCAAGUACUCCACCAUCCCCAAGUUCGGCAUCGAGAAGGAGGUGCGUGUGUGCGAGCCCUGCUAUGAGCAGCUGAACAGGAAAGCGGAAGGAAAGGCCACUUCCACCACUGAGCUGCCCCCCGAGUACCUGACCAGCCCCCUGUCUCAGCAGUCCCAGCUGCCCCCCAAGAGGGAUGAGACGGCCCUGCAGGAGGAGGAGGAGCUGCAGCUGGCCCUGGCGCUGUCACAGUCAGAGGCGGAGGAGAAGGAGAGGCUGAGACAGAAGUCCACGUACACUUCGUACCCCAAGGCGGAGCCCACGCCCUCGGCCUCCUCAGCUCCCCCCGCCAGCAGCCUAUACUCUUCACCUGUGAACUCGUCGGCACCUCUGGCUGAGGACAUCGACCCUGAGCUCGCACGGUAUCUCAACCGGAACUACUGGGAGAAGAAGCAGGAGGAGGCUCGCAAGAGCCCCACACCGUCUGCGCCCGUGCCCCUGACAGAGCCGGCUGCACAGCCUGGGGAGGGGCACGCAGCCCCCACCAAUGUGGUGGAGAACCCUCUCCCGGAGACAGACUCUCAGCCCAUUCCUCCCUCUGGUGGCCCCUUUAGUGAGCCACAGUUCCACAAUGGCGAGUCCGAGGAGAGCCACGAGCAGUUCCUGAAGGCGCUGCAGAACGCCGUCACCACCUUCGUGAACCGCAUGAAGAGUAACCACAUGCGGGGCCGCAGCAUCACCAACGACUCGGCCGUGCUCUCGCUCUUCCAGUCCAUCAACGGCAUGCACCCGCAGCUGCUGGAACUGCUCAACCAGCUGGACGAGCGCAGGCUGUACUAUGAGGGGCUGCAGGACAAGCUGGCACAGAUCCGCGAUGCCCGGGGGGCGCUGAGUGCCCUGCGCGAAGAGCACCGGGAGAAGCUUCGCCGAGCAGCCGAGGAGGCAGAGCGCCAGCGCCAGAUCCAGCUGGCCCAGAAGCUGGAGAUAAUGCGGCAGAAGAAGCAGGAGUACCUGGAGGUGCAGAGGCAGCUGGCCAUCCAGCGCCUGCAGGAGCAGGAGAAGGAGCGGCAGCUGCGGCUGGAGCAGCAGAAGCAGACGGUCCAGAUGCGCGCGCAGAUGCCCGCCUUCCCCCUGCCCUACGCCCAGCUCCAGGCCAUGCCUGCGGCCGGAGGCGUGCUCUACCAGCCCUCGGGACCAGCCAGCUUCCCCAGCACCUUCAGCCCCGCCGGCUCAGUGGAGGGCUCCCCCAUGCACAGCGUGUACAUGAGCCAGCCGGCCCCUGCUGCUGGCCCCUACCCCAGCAUGCCCGGCACCGCUGCUGAUCCCAGCAUGGUGAGUGCCUACAUGUACCCAGCAGGGGCCACUGGGGCGCAGGCGGCCCCCCAGGCCCAGGCCGGACCCACCGCCAGCCCCGCUUACUCAUCCUACCAGCCUACUCCCACAGCGGGCUACCAGAACGUGGCCUCCCAGGCCCCACAGAGCCUCCCGGCCAUCUCUCAGCCUCCGCAGUCCAGCACCAUGGGCUACAUGGGGAGCCAGUCAGUCUCCAUGGGCUACCAGCCUUACAACAUGCAGAAUCUCAUGGCCACCCUCCCGAGCCAGGACGCGUCUCUGCCGCCCCAGCAGCCCUACAUCGCGGGGCAGCAGCCCGUGUACCAGCAGAUGGCACCCUCCGGUGGUCCCCCGCAGCAGCAGCCCCCCGUGGCCCAGCAGCCGCAGGCGCAGGGGCCGCCGGCACAGGGCAGCGAGGCCCAGCUCAUUUCAUUCGACUGACCCAGGCCAUGCUCACGUCCAGAGUAACACUACAGUUCACCUGAAACGCCUCGUCUCUAACUGCCGUCAUCCUGCCUCCCUGUCCUCUACUGCCGGUAGUGUCCCUUCUCUGCGAGCGAGGGGGGGGCCUUCACCCCAAGCCCGCCUCCCUUCUUGUCCUCAGCCUGCUGCAGUCCCUGAGUUGAUCUCUGCUUUCUUUCCCCAGGGCUGGGCCAUGGGGAGGGAAGGACCUUCUCCCAGGGGAAGCCCCCAGCCCUGUGGGUCAUGGUCUGUGAGAGGUGGCAGGAAUGGGGACCUUCACCCCCCGCGGAGCCUGUGCCCUCUGGCCCCACUGUGAGCUGGCUGUGGUGUCUGGGUGUGGCCUGGGGCUCCCUCUGCAGGGGCCUCUCUUGGCAGCCACAGCCAAGGGUGGAGGCUUCAGGUCUCCAGCUUCUCUGCUUCUCAGCUGUCAUCUCCAGUGCCCCAGAAUGGUACAGCGAUAAUAAAAUGUAUUUCAGAAAGCA
Pongo pygmaeus (Bornean orangutan) is the source of this 3869-nucleotide messenger RNA. It is a transcript of the gene HGS, whose product is annotated as hepatocyte growth factor-regulated tyrosine kinase substrate. Gene Ontology annotation, biological process: receptor internalization; endocytic recycling. Lineage: Eukaryota; Metazoa; Chordata; Mammalia; Primates; Hominidae. The record is from RefSeq and is a predicted model, not a curated record. Gene Ontology annotation, molecular function: phosphatidylinositol binding; metal ion binding; ubiquitin binding. The transcript is spliced from 22 exons. Gene Ontology annotation, cellular component: early endosome. The coding region runs from base 1060 to 3366 and encodes 768 amino acids.